AUGGCAGUGCAUGUGGCUGGACUUGUGGCUGUGGCUGCCUUUUACAUUGUUAUCCUGCUAACUGGGAUAUUGGCAUCACGCAAAUCCAAAAAAGUGGAGAAGAAAUGCACAGGCAAAAAGAGCGAAGUGGCCAUCGUUGGGGGCCGAAACAUAAAUGUCCUGAUUGGCGUUUUUACAAUGACGGCAACAUGGGUUGGAGGAGGUUACAUUAUGGGGACUGCUGAGGCUGUGUACUCACCAGCCCAAGGUCUCGUCUGGGCUUUUGGCCCUCCUGCGUAUCUUAUAAACUUUCUUUUAGGAGGAUUGUUUUUUGCCAAACAAAUGAGGUCAAAACGCUACGUGACCAUGUUGGAUCCAUUUCAGAAUCGCUAUGGCCAGUUUUUCACUACAGCAAUAUUGAUUCCUGCUAUACUUAGUGAUAUUUUGUGGGUUGCCUGCAUCCUGGCUGCUCUAGGGGGGACGAUGAAAAUUAUCCUUGAACUAUCAACUACAAUCUCCAUCUUGAUCUCUGCGGCGGUCUCUAUCAUAUACACUUUUUUAGGUGGCCUCUAUGCUGUUGCGUACACCGAUAUCAUCCAACUAGCCUUCAUUUUUAUUAGUCUGUGGCUCUGUAUUCCCUUUUUGAUUCUCAGUCCUGUGGUGACUGACCUGGCACAAACAGCUCAUUUCAACCAGUCAAGCGGCCACUCAUGGAUAGGAGAAGUGAAGUUUGAAGACUCAGGAAAAUGGACAGAUGACUUUCUAGUGUUGGCUUUAGGAGGACUGGCUUACCAGUCUUUCCACCAAAGGAUCCUUGCAGCAGCCUCCUCAUCCAAGGCACAGGUUACCUGCUUUGCUGCUGCUGGCCUUUCUUUUAUUAUGGGAAUUCCCUCUGUGAUCGUCGGUGCCGUGGCUGCAUCUGCAGACUGGAACCAGACAGAAUAUGGUCUACCCCCACCUUAUGAGCGAGGGGAGGCAGGGAAUGUCCUGCCGCUGGCUCUUUGCUACAUCACACCCACCUGGGUGUCAGUGUUAGGCAUUGGCGCUAUAGCAGCAGCAGUUAUGUCCUCCAUGGACUCAACAUUGCUGUCAUCAGCAUCCAUGUUCACACAAAACAUAUACAAGACGACUUUCAGAAAGCAGGCCUCAGAGAAGGAGCUACAAUGGGUGAUCCGGAUUAGUGUGCUGUUUGUGGGCUUGGCUGGAACCGGCCUGACCUUUAAUAAGAGCAGCAUCCUAGUUCUCUGGCUGCUUGCUGCGGACCUACUCUAUUGUAUUGUGACUCCGCAGCUGUUCUGCGUGGUACACCUUCGCUGUGCCAAUUGCUACGGUGCCAUCGGCGGCUACGUGGUAGCGCUGCUUCUCCGUGUGCUGAGCGGUGAGCCGGAACUCGGCAUUUCGCCCGUCUUGCUCUACCCGGGCUGGAGGGAGAAAGAUGGCGUCAUCAUGCAGUACUUUCCCUUCAGGACUCUAAUAGCGAUCAUAUCUCUGGCGUCUAUUGUUCUCAUGUCCUGGGUGGUCCACCUAGGCUUCACUCGCCAGAUCAUUCCUCGGUCUUUGGAUGUGUUGGAUGCAUUUGAAGAGAUUAUGGAGUCAGAAGAAGAAGAAGAAGAGGAGGAGAGACCAAUUCAAAUUUUCAAUGAGGAAAAGAAGUAUGUUUUUAAUACAGCUUUAUAG
This is a messenger RNA of Nerophis lumbriciformis (worm pipefish), 1656 nucleotides long. The record is from RefSeq and is a predicted model, not a curated record. Lineage: Eukaryota; Metazoa; Chordata; Actinopteri; Syngnathiformes; Syngnathidae.